UACUUCUACUGCCUCUGUACUUCUACUGCAGUAGUACGACAGUAGUACUACAUCAGUAUUUCAGGUCUGGAGUACUUUUUAGGAUAAUACUGCAUUUUAUGGGCCACAAACAUGGGACCAAGAAAUACAGAGUGUCCAUCGAAGCUGAAGGCUCCAGCAGAGGGCGCUGUGUCUCGCUGUCGUAGCUGUAGCGACGGCGCCCGGUACAGACCCAGGACCGGACCUGGACUCGGACUGCACAAUCCCAAAUCAGUUCUGAAGAGGCCUGUGAGCACAGAGGAGCUGCAGACACCUGGAGGACCCUACUGUAAGAAGAUCUACACGGUGGUAGGAGACGCUGUGGGCUGGGGCUUCGUGGUCCGAGGAGCCAGACCCUGUUACAUCCAGGCUGUGGAACCAAGUGGACCUGCAGCUGCAGCCGGGAUCAGGGUGUGUCAGUUCGUGGUCUCUGUAAACGGUCAGAAUGUUCUGGACUCUGACUAUCGCUCUGUGAGUCACCUGAUCCUCACCGGACCCAGAACUGUGGUGCUGGAGGUCAUGGAGGAGAACCGGGACUAGACCGGGACCGGGACUAGACCGGACUAGACCGGGACCGGGACUAGACCGGGACCGGGACUGAAUGUUGUAUAAACAUAUUAUUUGAUCAGAGUUGAGGAGCUUGUUGUCCUGCACUCUUUUGUAUAUUUCUACACAUACAUUUAUAUAUUUUCUUCCUGAUCCUGACACUCCUGAACUGAACUGUUCUUUUUUUUUUUGCUCCUGUCAUUAAACUGUUCUGUUCUUAUUUAAAUAUGU
Messenger RNA from Boleophthalmus pectinirostris (great blue-spotted mudskipper), 795 nucleotides. Its product is annotated as DEP domain-containing mTOR-interacting protein-like. The coding region runs from base 112 to 558 and encodes 148 amino acids. The record is from RefSeq and is a predicted model, not a curated record. Gene Ontology annotation, molecular function: protein binding. The transcript is spliced from 5 exons. Lineage: Eukaryota; Metazoa; Chordata; Actinopteri; Gobiiformes; Gobiidae.